CAGCCCAGCCCUGCCUCGGGCCCGCUGCGCGCUCACCGCAGACCAGCCUUGGGCGGCUGCCACCUAGAGACUGGAGGGAGCAGGGGGAGGGAAGCAGCCGCCGGCCCCGCUGCUCUAGCGAAGGCAGAGCCUCCCCUCAUUGGGGCUGCAGCCUGCGAGCGAGCGAGCCCGCCUGCAGAGCGCAGCGCCCGGGCAGGAGCGGAGCCGAGCGCGCCGCCCCUCUCUCUCCUCCUCGCCGCACUCUCGCCAGCAGCUCCCCGGAUCCCGGCCAGAUGAUGAACUUUCUGCGGCGCAGGCUCUCGGACAGCAGCUUCAUCGCCAACCUGCCCAAUGGCUACAUGACCGACCUGCAGCGGCCGGAGCCCCAGCAGCCGCCGCCGCCUCCCUCUGCCUCCUCUGCGGCUCCUGCCGCCGCCUCCCCGGCCGCGGAGCGCAGGCAGCAGCCGCAGUCGGCGCCACCCCAGCAGCAGCCGCAGCAGUCGGCGGGCAGCAGCUUCUUCAGCUCCCUCUCUAACGCCGUGAAGCAGACGGCAGCCUCUGCCGGCUUGGUGGACGCGGCAUCCGCCGCCUCCUCAGCUGCGGCCAAAAAGUUCAAGCUGCUGCUGGUCAUUGAGGAGCCGCAUACGGACUGGGUCAAGUGCUUUCGUGGGAAAAAGGUCCAUGGGGAAUAUGACAUCAGAGUUGAACAGGCACAAUUUUCAGAGAUCAACUUGAUAGCCCAUGCUGAUGGCAGUUACGCCAUUGACAUCCAAGCAUUCCGUAAUGGCACCAAAGUUGUCAGGUCAUUCAGACCUGAUUUUGUUCUUGUUCGACAACAUUCGUUCAGUAUGGCUGAGAACGAAGACUUCCGUAACUUAAUCAUUGGAAUGCAUUAUGCUGGUAUUCCCAGUGUCAACUCCCUAGAGUCAAUCUAUAAUUUUUGCGACAAACCUUGGGCGUUUGCCCAGCUGGUGUCCAUCUCCAAAACUCUGGGUGUGGAGAAGUUCCCUCUAAUUGAACAAACAUUCUACCCAAAUCACAAGGAAAUGUUAACACUGCCAGCAUUUCCAGUUGUCGUGAAGAUUGGACAUGCUCAUUCAGGCAUGGGAAAGGUUAAGGUAGACAACCACUACGACUUUCAGGACAUAGCCAGUGUGGUAGCACUUACCCAAACCUACGCCACCACUGAACCCUUCAUAGACUCCAAAUACGACAUCAGGAUCCAAAAGAUAGGCAGUAACUACAAAGCAUACAUGAGGACUUCCAUAUCUGGAAACUGGAAGACAAACACUGGCUCUGCAAUGUUGGAACAAAUCGCUAUGUCAGAUAGGUACAAGCUCUGGGUUGACACUUGUUCUGAAAUGUUUGGGGGUUUGGAUAUCUGUGCUGUCAAAGCUGUACAUGGCAAGGAUGGAAAGGAUUAUAUUUUUGAGGUUAUGGACUGUGCAAUGCCUUUGAUUGGUGAACAUCAGGUGGAAGACAGGCAACUUAUAACUGAUCUUGUUGUAAGCAAAAUGAACCAAAUGUUGUCCAAAACACCUAUACCAUCUCCUCAGAGACCAACUGCCACUCAACAGCCUCAGAGUGGAUCACUUAAGGAACCAGAGCCAAACAAAAUCCCACCUCAGCGACCACCACCUCAAGGGGGCCCAGUACAACCCCAAGGAACGCAAUCACAAAGCCAGGAGCCAUUGCAACCACAGCGCAUGUUCCCCCCGGGGCAGUCAGCAAAGCCCUCAACUUCCCAGCCACAGCGUCCACCUGGCCCUACAACUCAACAACCACAUGCCCAGGGUCAAGGUAUUUCCAGCGCCGGAUUAUCAAUGGAAGUGGAGCCAGAGCCACAACCUGCUUCACAGCAGAAACCUCAGUCUCAUCCACAGCUUAACAAAUCACAGUCUUUGACAAAUGCCUUCAGUUUCACAGAAUCAUCCUUCUUUCGAUCAUCCGUGAACGAGGAUGAAGCAAAAGCUGAAACCAUCCGAAACUUGAGGAAGUCCUUUGCUAGCCUUUUUUCUGAUUAGCCAUUUGAAGAUCAGUUUCAUGCAGUUGCAUAUGGCAUAUAGACUAGAACCUACAGUGAAUAUUAUUUAGUAUUUAUAUCCCUGUGACCCAUCCUCCAUUACUGUUCCAAGCAAUAUGUUAAUCUUUAAAAAGGUCUAUGAGGAGAUACAAUUCAGGUACACUGUAUAAAAUCUAUAUAAGAUGAGAGGAAAAGCUAUAUUAGAAGAAGUACAAAAUGCUUAAUUUUAUGGUCUUUGUCAAUUGUAACAUUGUGGCCUUACUAUGACUGCACUAUAUCAUCCUAUUGGAUACUCCUUCGUGGAAUUGUUGUAAUAAAGCAAUGUGUUAUGGGUUUCCCCUUGUUUUACCCAUCUCCAGUGCUUUGCAAUGCAUGUUUAUAUUCUGUUUUGUAUUGCAAGGAUAUAGUCUUAACCUGACUUGUUCUUGCCUCAGAUUAUUAUGAGGCAAAUCAUAUUGAUGUUUCCUGUUGUCGAGCCACUUUACUGUUGUGAGAAAUUAAAGCAGUUUUCUUCCUCCUUUGACAACCUUUCCAUCAACCAACUAUAGAGUUCUGAUAUAUUUGCUGAGAGUUAUCACUAGGCUAAAACAGUGAUGUCAUAAAUAGAGUAUGUGUAUGUACUAUUGUAUCCUCAUAGGUCUAUUGAACAUUUAUUUCCUAUUGUUAAUUUAAUAAUGAUCUCUGAGUUGUAAAGUAACAUGCAUGACCUAAUAAUGUUACCAAUAUUUUUCUGUACCCCUUCUAAUAAAUGCAAAGCCCUGUGCUUGGU
Molecule: messenger RNA, 2771 nt
Organism: Mauremys mutica (yellowpond turtle)
Lineage: Eukaryota; Metazoa; Chordata; Testudines; Geoemydidae
Gene: SYN2
Product: synapsin II
Exons: 13
Coding region: 273-2003 (576 amino acids)
Biological process (GO): neurotransmitter secretion
Cellular component (GO): synaptic vesicle membrane; synaptic vesicle
Molecular function (GO): ATP binding
Source: RefSeq, a predicted model, not a curated record